Molecule: messenger RNA, 2274 nt
Organism: Tigriopus californicus
Lineage: Eukaryota; Metazoa; Arthropoda; Copepoda; Harpacticoida; Harpacticidae
Product: pancreas transcription factor 1 subunit alpha-like
Exons: 5
Coding region: 1037-1993 (318 amino acids)
Biological process (GO): developmental process; regulation of transcription by RNA polymerase II
Molecular function (GO): protein dimerization activity; DNA-binding transcription factor activity, RNA polymerase II-specific; RNA polymerase II transcription regulatory region sequence-specific DNA binding
Source: RefSeq, a predicted model, not a curated record
CGUUCAACCGCGAAUCCCCCGGCCAUUUGCCGUUCCAAUUCGUCACGCGCGACGAUUUCCUGUCUGGUCUCGCCAACCAAAACCGAGCGCUCGAUCGGUCUACCGCAAAUGAGACCGCCAAACGCCGGAAGGAUGUUGAUGCUUAAUUACGCGGGCCAGAGCAGAUGUUCCUGAAUAGUUUUUGGUUUUGUUAGUGUUGUAAAUUUAUGUUCACACAUUGUUCUAGAUAUGCCUAAAUAUUCAAUUCGGUCGUUUCGAUGUUUUUGAUUGCCACUUUGAAACGGUUUGAGCAAGUUGAGAAAGCUCUAGCGCUGGAUUUUGAAGGAAGAUCCCCCAACCAUGUUUGGGACCGGAAGAGCGAUUGACAGACAGCGUUUCGCCUCUUAUUGAAAGCGCAUUUUCCACAUUCUUGGCUACGCCCACUUUGUAUUCGAGUCCCUUUAAAUCCUACUCUUCAAUAUCAGGGUGACUCCACUUGGCACACUAUCUUUGGGUUUAGCUUUUUACUUUGUCCAUGUCUCUAGAAGUCCGUGGUGACACAUAUAUAUACAUGCUUUUGUGCAUCAAAUUGUUAGUCAGUCAAUGAAAGAUUCUAAAUGAACCGAUGCUAAAAUCUGACAAUGUUAGGUGGCCACCCUGCCUAGUACCAAAAAGACAGAGCAGCCAGUCUUGGUUGGUUUCAAUAUGAGGUCCCUUUUUGAUCGAUCCCAGUGUGGUCCUACGUAGAACGAACAUUCGUACGUACUGCGAACAUUAGAGCGUCACACUUAAUCAGAGCGGAAAGCGUAUGUAGUGGUUGUAGAAGAGGGGCAAAAACUGAGGGGGAUCUUUUCACUUCAUUAGUGGCUGUUCCAAGUUGAACAAGUUGUUCGACCAACUCGUCCCUAGGGAGAGCUAUCAUGGACUCUUAAAACCAUUCAGAGUAUCGCCUUCAAGUGCCGGGAUAUUAUUUGACUUUGAGCAAUCUGAACGGUGACACGUGACACGAUCUGAAGUGACAAAGUGUGUACGACACGUGACUGAGACUGGAUUCAAGAUGCAAUACCGAGAGAUCUUUGCCAUGAAUGCUUACGCCAGUUUGAGCACUGCCAAUAGCAACAACAAUAAUAGUAGUAGUAGUAAUAAUAAUAACGGCAAUAAUCACAAUAACUCUAGGCCAAGUGAGAGCGGCGAUGGCAGCGAUGUGAUUUCAUCCUCGUCCAAUGGAUUUGGCGCUGAACUGGACGGCAAAAUGGAUCAAAGCAUGUCAGAUUUUAACAUGUCACCCAGUCCAUCGCCCAGUUCGACCUCACCGGGAAACUCUCGGGAUUCAUCCUUCCAUCUUCCGAGUCACCCUCAAAUCCACUCCAAUCAUAACAAUAACAACAAUAAUAAUAAUAACCAGACGGACUUUGGCUUGAGGAAUCAGUUCAUGGAGACGCAAGUCUACCAGGAUUUCAUUGACUCUGUAUCAUCGCCGAUGAAUCUAGACUCGUUGUCCCAUGGGUCCAUAUCAUCGCCGGAAUCUCGAUCCUCGCCUCACCCAUCUUCCACCACUUCCAAUGACGAUGAAGCACUUCACCGAGAUUCGAGCAAUAAAUGCAUGCGAAAACGAAAGCGAAAAUCGCCGCAAUUUCAAGUCCAACAACGACAUGCGGCAAAUAUGCGAGAAAGGAAACGAAUGCAAUCCAUCAAUGAUGCCUUUGAAGGUCUCCGUCACCAUAUCCCCACUUUACCUUAUGAAAAGAGACUGAGCAAAGUGGACACCCUCCGUUUAACUAUUGGAUACAUCAGUUUCUUGUCAGAAAUGGUCGCCAAUGACGAUUAUCCUCCAGCGAAGCAGGCGCCCAAACCGAUCCCCGAGAAAAAGAUCAUCGUUCACAGUAUGAAAGGUGCAUAUGCAAUGAGUCACAGUCUGAGUUGGUCGAGCAAUAAGGAGAACAAGCUCUUUGGCAGCAAAGUCUGGAUGCCCGAAGACCCCAAGAGUGCCAAAGCCAAUGGAAGAUACCCGUGAAUGGAUUCAAUUAUGUUUACAUUGUACAGUACAACCAAGAGGGAUUGUACAAUAACACGAAGAGCUCGUCUAGUCUAUCUUUUGUGAAUGUUUGUGUCCGACAGGUUGUGAAUUUACACUGAAUAAAUAAAGAAAACGGGAAAAAUAACCAGAAACGGUGUCAAGUUUCUGCAACCGAAAAAGAAGUUUCCUUUCACGAAGUAACCAACUACCAACCAUGAUAUUUGUAUGAUAUUUAGAGUGUUAGGAAAUUUAAAAAAGAAAUUGAAGUGGCAGUACAG